Messenger RNA from Stereum hirsutum FP-91666 SS1, 663 nucleotides. RefSeq names its product phosphotyrosine protein phosphatase. The transcript is spliced from 4 exons. The record is from RefSeq and is a predicted model, not a curated record. NCBI's taxonomy places the organism in Eukaryota, Fungi, Basidiomycota, Agaricomycetes, Russulales, Stereaceae. Bases 64 to 543 code for a protein of 159 amino acids. Gene Ontology annotation, biological process: protein dephosphorylation. Gene Ontology annotation, molecular function: protein tyrosine phosphatase activity.
UUGCAGCUCAUAACUUCGCACUCUCCUACUGGGACAACUGAACUCCAUUAAGCUGUUACUAUCAUGCCUUUGAAAGUUCUUGUGGUCUGCCUCGGCAACAUCUGUAGAUCACCCAUCGGCGAAGCCGUCUUGCGCCAAGUCGCGUCUGAGCGUGGCGUAGACAUCGAAGUGGAUAGCGCAGGUACAGGAGCAUACCAUGUCGGUGAAGAGCCAGAUGAACGGUCCAUCGCCACUUGCGAGAAGCACGGCGUCCCAAUAUCGCACGCAGCACGUCAAGUCAAAGCUUCGGACUUUGAUAAAUUCACGCACAUCCUCGCCGCCGAUGAGUCCAACCUGCGCAACCUCGAGCGUAUACGACCUCGUAACUCGACCGCGGACCUCAAGCUCUGGGGAUCCUACGCGUCGGGCAAUAAACCUAUCGCGGACCCAUAUUAUGGUGGCAUAAACGGGUUCGAAACGACAUUCGUCCAGUGUCAAAAAUUAUCGCACGCUUUCUUGGAUGCUAUUGUCGGGAAGCAGGAACCGGAGACUUCAAGUCUGUAAGCUUUCUCAAGCUCUGGUAAAAGACAAAAUUAUGAUUGUACAAGGUCGAGACGAAAGAGGACAAUAGACAAGAGAGUAGUUUGAUGAUGUAUUCAAAGGAAACUGUUGGCUCAACGAGAC